UCGGAGGCAGAGGUAACUGAGCCAGCUAAGUCGGCUCCCUGGGCUGGUCACAAAAUUUGCAUGGAGAGAAUGAGGCUCCUCCAGGGCUCCCCCCUCUCUCCCUCCCUUCCCCCUCUAAUCAUCCUGGGGCUGAGGUGUGACUGCAGGUGGAAGAAGCAGUCGUCUGUGUGGGGCCAUCUCACCAUUCCUGGAGGUGAUGCCCCGUGCCUUCCUGGUCAGGAGUCGGCGUUCACAGCCACCCAACUGGGGCCACCUGCCUGAUCAGCUCCGGGGAGAUGCCUAUGUCCCAGGUGGGCCCCUCAUUGGGCCUGGAGGUGAGGGGGGUGAGACACAAAGCAUCACCGUCUGGCUUCUCUCCUCAGACUGCAGCAACCAGCAGGGCCCUCCAGCACACCAGUCUUCUGGCUUCGGAGACUCUUGGGUAGCGCCCAUGCAGGGCAGGCUGGCCUCCACUCCCAGGGGCCCGGGGACACUUGGCUGCCCGCUCUGCCCCAAGGCCUUCCCUCUGCAGCGCAUGCUGACACGACACCUCAAGUGCCACAGCCCUGUGCGCCGCCACGUGUGCCACUGUUGUGGCAAGGGCUUUCACGAUGCCUUCGACCUCAAGCGCCACAUGAGGACUCACACCGGGAUCCGGCCAUUCCGCUGUGGAGCUUGCGGGAAAGCAUUUACACAGCGCUGCUCACUUGAAGCUCAUCUUGCCAAGGUGCAUGGGCAGCCGGCCAGCUACGCUUAUCGUGAGCGCCGUGAGAAGCUGCAUGUGUGUGAGGACUGUGGCUUCACCUGCUCGAGGCCGGACGCCUACGUGCAGCACCGCGCCCUACAUCGCGCUGCUUGAGAAUGUGCAUCC
Callorhinus ursinus (northern fur seal) is the source of this 850-nucleotide messenger RNA. NCBI's taxonomy places the organism in Eukaryota, Metazoa, Chordata, Mammalia, Carnivora, Otariidae. The record is from RefSeq and is a predicted model, not a curated record.